Hermetia illucens (black soldier fly) is the source of this 1790-nucleotide messenger RNA. RefSeq names its product myrosinase 1-like. The transcript is spliced from 8 exons. The record is from RefSeq and is a predicted model, not a curated record. Gene Ontology annotation, biological process: carbohydrate metabolic process. The coding region runs from base 239 to 1714 and encodes 491 amino acids. Gene Ontology annotation, molecular function: beta-glucosidase activity. NCBI's taxonomy places the organism in Eukaryota, Metazoa, Arthropoda, Insecta, Diptera, Stratiomyidae.
AUCAAGAAGACAAGUUGUCUUUAGAACUCCACAUCUCAUUCUGCUGAGUCUGUUUUUCUCGUCUCUUUACUUUUGAUGGAAUUUACUCAAUAAUUCUAAUUGAACUGAUAGCAAUGAACGCAAGUUCAAUCUAGAAGCAGUCAUCUGCCCCGCGGAGACGUCUACGUAUCUUUGUUAAGCUUCGCGAAAGUGAUUCGAAUUGAAUCUAAUAACAAUAGUUCACAGCAAAAUUUUAAUAAUGCAAAUCAAGUGCAUAUCAGUUUCCUAUAUUUUGUGUUUAACUUUUGUGGGAACCUAUGGAUCGGAAAAUGCACCCACCAAUGACUUCCCUGCGUCAUUUAAGUUUGGAGUUGCUACAGCUGCUUUUCAAAUUGAAGGUGGAUGGAAGGAGGAUGGCAAAGGACCAAGCAUUUGGGAUGUAGGAACUCACGAACACCCCAACUCUGUUGUGGAUGGCACCAACGCCGAUAUUGCUGAUGAUUCUUAUCACCAAAUUGAUCGUGACAUUGAAAUGCUGAGAGAUCUUGGGGUGAAUUUUUAUAGAUUUUCGAUAGCCUGGACUCGAAUAAUGCCAAAUGGAGACAGGUCGUCAUUGAACCGGUUUGGCAUUCAAUACUAUAACACAUUAAUUGAUAAACUGGUUGCAAAUUCAAUCGAGCCAAUGGUCACAAUGUACCACUAUGACCUACCAUACGAACUUCAAAAGAUUGGUGGCUUAACUAAUCCGCUUUUUCCACAAUACUUCGAAAGCUACGCGAACGUCCUAUAUUCAAAUUUUGGGGAUAGGGUUAAAUUGUGGAUAACAUUCAAUGAACCAUCGGACUACUGCGUACCCGGUUAUGGUGCAGGGAGUGAGCCACCUUUCGUAAAUGCAACUGGAAUCGGCGAAUAUCUCUGUAUGCAUCACUCAAUCAUAGCGCAUGCCCGAGCUUUUCAUCUCUAUAAAAGAGAUUACUUCAAACAACAGGGUGGGAAAAUUGGAAUCGUUUCCAGCAGCCGUUUCUACUUCUCCCGGACUAAUGACACUGGCAUAGUAAAUAGAGCCCUGCAAUUCAACCUGGGGUGGACAAUGCAUCCAAUCUUCAGUAAGUCCGGUAACUACCCUGAAGUUAUGAUACGUGACAUUGCCAGUAAUAGCCAAAUGGAAGGACGGGAAUGGUCUCGGUUACCGGAAUUCGAUGAGUUCUCGAUAGCUUACAUCAGAGGAGCCGCUGACUUCUUAGGUCUUAAUUAUUACACUUCGAGAUACGUUCAAUUGGGUCCUCAUGCCGAGACGAAAAAUCCAUCAUGGGAAAAGGAUGCACGACUGAACUGUUCCGUAGAUCCAUCAUGGAAAAGAGCGAAAACUCCCUGGUUGUAUAAUGUACCAGAAGGUCUAGGUGGCUUGUUAAGAUGGAUAAAGGAGGAAUAUAAUAACGUUGAGGUCAUUAUUACUGAGAAUGGCUGGUCAGAUGAUGGUCGACUUAAUGACCAAGGACGGGUUGACUCACUUAAGGAACACUUACGCUACGUAUCCCAAGCUAUCAAAAAGCAUGGUUGUAAUGUUAUAGCAUAUUCACAUUGGAGUUUGAUGGACAAUUUUGAGUGGCUCAAAGGAUAUUCAGAGAGGUUUGGUCUUUAUUAUGUCAAUAUAUCUAGCCCCGAAAGAACACGGGUUCCAAAAAAGUCUUCAGACGUCUACAAAAGGAUAAUUGCAACGAGGAAGCUUGAUUGAAGUUAAUUUCAAAUACCGUUUAUGUAUAGGUACAAUCUAAUAUAGUUUUAAUAAAAUUUAAAGUGUAAAAUUCCGA